Archocentrus centrarchus (flier cichlid) is the source of this 2299-nucleotide messenger RNA. RefSeq names its product L-threonine dehydrogenase (gene tdh). NCBI's taxonomy places the organism in Eukaryota, Metazoa, Chordata, Actinopteri, Cichliformes, Cichlidae. Gene Ontology annotation, molecular function: L-threonine 3-dehydrogenase activity. Gene Ontology annotation, biological process: L-threonine catabolic process. The record is from RefSeq and is a predicted model, not a curated record.
GUUUCCCCUUCAACCAGAUGGCUGCUGAUAUAUAGCUUGAAGGCGCAGCUGAUGCAACACUGAACGAAGAUAACGCGUACAUCACGUCAGCGUGGAGUAAGAGAAGAAAUCAGCAUCCCAUUCUCCAAAAAGCAACUCGGAGAGGAUCUUUCUUUUUGAGUGUGGUAACUAUAGACUGGUACUAACAUGCCUGUUAUCAGGAUCUUCAGCAAGGUGGUCAAGCAGGCAUUGCUCAGCACCCCAGGGUGUGGCUGCCAGCCCUUAACAGUGGCUGUGCGCAACAUCAGCUUCUCCCCUCGACAGGUGACAUCUGAUGCCAGCUUCCAUUCUGUGUCCUUCUCAGAAACAGAUCAUCCCAAGGUGCUCAUCACAGGUGGCUUGGGCCAACUCGGCGUGGGGCUUGCUAAAUUGUUGAGGAAGCGGUUUGGAAAGAAUAACGUAAUUCUGUCUGACAUCAGGAAGCCUCCAAACAGUGUUUUCCACAGUGGCCCCUUCAUCUACUCAGACAUCCUGGACUACAAGAACCUGCGGGAAAUUGUGGUGAACAACCGCAUCACGUGGCUGGUUCACUACAGCGCCCUCCUCAGUGCAGUUGGAGAGGCUAACGUGGCCUUGGCACGCUCUGUUAACAUCACUGGGCUUCACAACAUCCUGGACAUUGCAGCAGAGCACGGCUUGCGUCUGUUUGUCCCCAGCACCAUUGGUGCCUUCGGUCCCACUUCCCCCCGCAACCCUACACCGGAUCUGUGUGUGCAGAGACCCCGGACUAUCUAUGGUGUUUCCAAAGUACAUGCUGUGAUGGGAGAGUACUACCACCACCGUUAUGGGCUGGACUUCCGCUGUCUACGCUAUCCUGGAAUAAUCUCUGCUGAUUCCAUGCCUGGAGGUGGCACAACAGACUAUGCUGUCCAGAUUUUCCACGAUGCCAUCAAAACUGGCAAGUUUGAGUGCAACCUCAGACCUGACACGCGGCUGCCCAUGAUGUAUAUUGACGAUUGCCUGCGUGCCACACUGGAGGUGAUGGAAGCACCGGCUGAGACACUAAGCAUGAGGACCUACAACAUCAAUGCCAUGAGCUUCACGCCUGAGGAACUGGCCCAGGAACUCCAGAAGCAGAUGCCUGAGCUGGAGGUCACGUAUGAGGUUGACCAUGUACGACAGGCAAUUGCUGACAGCUGGCCGAUGAACUUUGACGACUCCAACGCACGGAAGGACUGGGGCUGGAAACACGAUUACGAUCUGCCAGAACUCGUCCAGACAAUGCUCAACUUCUUUGGCUCAGAAACGCGCAUGGCUCAUGCUAACUGAGCUGCACCAAUCAUAGGAUUUUAAUUAUUAUUUUUUCGUACAUUACGUGAAAGACUGACCAAAGAGAAUAGAGAAAUGUGGCCUGUGCAUAGUCGUCGUCAUCUCCCUUCUCUCUGCAAAAUCAGAAGGGUGCUUCUUGUCUGGCACCAGCCGACCUUGUCUCAAAUGUAACGGUCAAUGCAGGCUAGACAAUCCCCGCCCCACCCCCCAAUCUAGUCUUUCCACCUCUGCUUUGCUCUCUUCUGUCCAUUUUCUGCUUAGAGAUUUGGGUGAGGAGCAGUCUGAGUCGAAUGGUUGCAAGCGGUAUCAAUGAUGUCAACUUGUUUCGAUGAAAUGAAGGAUAACUUGCAUGCAAAAACAUUAUUUUUUUUGCAAUGUUUCUGUGGAAUCUGGUUAACAAAUGGGGAACGGUGCAUUCUGCAUUUGACAUUUCUGUGUUUUUCUCUAAAAACUCAAAUGGUAGGGGGUUUGUUUUUGAUAAAUUUCCAAAAAUUUGGGUAUUUAGGCCUAAAGCUUUGGGGCCAAAAUCAAUCAAGAGGUAUAUAAGUACACAAGUUGGAUCCUUUGUUGCACUUGUGACAGAGUUGUAUCUUAAAACCUCUGACAAAAAAGCCUGAUCACCUACAGGGGUGAAUACCUGAUACAUUGUAUCUGUUUUUCAAGCAGUGCAGUAAUUCAGAAGAAUUGUUUUUUUUUUUUUCUUUUUUGUAUUCCAUGACAAAUUAUUUAUUCUGUUGGUGUUUAAUAUGUGGGAGCACUUCUUAGCACUCUUUUUUUUUUUUUCUUUUAAGUGUUGCUGUCCACAUUUAUGUAAUUUUAUUUUUAUCAUCAGUUAGAUUAUUUUGAAAAGAAAGGGAAAUACACUGCAUACAUCUGCAUUUGGAGGUGUCUCUUAUUUUCAGGAACUCUGAAGAUUGUUUUCUAUGUGAAUGUCUUAGCAGGUUUCGUUUCACACAACAAGCUUUGACAAUUAAAAAAAAAAAUCCACAUA